Messenger RNA from Colletotrichum fioriniae, 195 nucleotides. Lineage: Eukaryota; Fungi; Ascomycota; Sordariomycetes; Glomerellales; Glomerellaceae. The record is from RefSeq and is a predicted model, not a curated record.
AUGAUGUGUCAAAUCAUCGUUGAGAAGGGAAGCAUCACCGGUAUGACCGACGAAGUCGCGCUGAGCCUCACGCCAGAACAAUACAAAAGCCACGAAACGGGAGCAAAAUGGCUUUUUGCUGCGUGGUAUGUCUACGUUAGCAUGAUCUGGAGUCUCAAGGGCAUCAUGCUCUUCUUUUUCUCCAGAGUCACGUAA